AAUAGGAAAAAGUCGAAUACAAUUAUACAAGUAGAACUACGAAUGGCUCCCUAGUAAAUUUUUGCAAUUCUAUGCCCUCUUGCACAGUCGCCCGGUUUCCUCUCAAAAGUCCAAAUCAUUUCCCUCCGCCAAAUCCAAACCUCCUCACCACUUCCCGCCCAAUCUAAACCUCCCCACCCAAACAAAACCCUAACCCCCAAACAGGAGCCAAGCCUAAACCGAGCCAAACCCAUCUCCCUAGCAGCCAUGAAAGUCCGGUCAGUGAAGCUCCGUGAGGCCCACAAGGCGGCCGCUGCCUCGUCCAACAAUGGGCGCGGCUCCUUCUGCUCCGUCCUGUGGGACCAGCAAGCCCUUCACCUGGUGACGGCCUCCUCUUCCGACCCAUCCAUCUCCAUCCACGACCCUCUUCUUCCCUCCAGCGCUCCUAAGAUCCUCCGCCACCACCGCGACGGCGUCACUGCCCUCGCCAUUAGUCCCAACUCGACGUGCCUCGCUUCCGGAUCCGUGGAUCACUCUGUCAAGCUCUACAAGUUUCCGGGUGGAGAGUUUGAGACUAAUAUCACUAGAUUCACAUUGCCAAUACGUGCCCUUGCAUUUAAUAGAUCAGGGAGCAUGUUGGCAGCUGCUGGUGAUGAUGAGGGUAUUAAGCUAAUCAACACAAUUGACGGUUCAAUUUCAAGGGUUCUGAAAGGACAUAGAGGACCUGUCACUGGCUUAGCUUUUGACCCUAAUAGUGAAUACUUGGCAUCUAUUGAUUCAUCUGGGACUGUCAUAUAUUGGGAGCUCCACUCUGGAAGAACAUUGCACACUCUUAAAGGUAUAGCUCCUGACACUGGUUCUGACCUUUCUGUAAUGAAUGUAGUUAGCUGGAGUCCUGAUGGGGAGACCUUAGCUGUCCCUGGUUUGAGAAAUGAUGUGGUGAUGUACGACAGAGAUACAGCUGAAAAGCUGUUUUUGUUGAGAGGUGAUCACAUGCAACCUAUUUGUUUCUUGUCUUGGUCACCCAAUGGUAAGUACUUGGCUACGUCUGGUUUAGACAGACAGGUUCUGAUCUGGGAUGUUGAUCGGAAGCAGGAUAUUGAUAGACAUAAAUUUGAUGAUAAAAUAAGUUGCAUAGUAUGGAAGCCAAUUGGCAAUGCACUGGCUGUAAUUGAUGUUAUGGGAAAGUAUGGCGUGUGGGAAUCAGUUGUUCCUUCGUCAAUGAAAUCUCCUACUGAGGAUGUUCCAAAUUUACAAUCAAAGAAUAGUAAUGGGCUCCUUUUGUUUGAUGAAGAGGAACAAGGUCUUAGUGUAUCUGGUAGUCUAAGUGAUCUUGGUGAAGAUAGCCAUGGUGAAUCUGAACCUUCUACCAGGAAAAGGCUACGCAAGCAGUCUGCAUAUGAGGGAAGUUUGGAUGAGGAUGGUUGUGAUGAAUGGAGCUUGCCUCCGAAGGUCGAAUCCCGUAAGAAAGUGAAUCAUAUUCACAAGGAAAGCUUGAAUAAUAGGAAUGAAGGGCUGAGAAGAAUAACGACAUCUGCUAGUCCAAAAAUGCAGGAGGCAUUUCAGCCUGGUGCAACUCCAGUCAAGGAUGCAAAAAGGCGCUUUUUGUGCUACAAUAUGGUUGGAAGUAUAACCACAAUUGAACAUGAUGGAUACUCCCAUAUAGAGAUAGACUUUCAUGAUACUGGCAGAGGUCCACGAGUUCCCUCAAUGACUGAUCAUUUUGGCUUUACAAUGGCUGCAUUAAAUGAGAAUGGAAGUGUUUUUGCAAACCCUUGUAAGGGUGAGAAGAACAUGAGUACUCUUAUGUAUUGCCCGUUCAGUACCUGGGCAAAUAAUAGUGAGUGGUCUAUGAGAUUAGAAGGGGAAGAAGUGAAGGUUGUGGCUCUUGGUACUGCUUGGGUAGCUGCAAUUACGAGUUUUAAUUUUCUUCGCAUCUUUACUGAGGGUGGUUUGCAGAAACAUGUUCUUUCCCUUGACGGGCCUGUGGUGACUGCAUCAGGCUUCAAGGACGAACUUGCGGUUGUCUCUCAUGUGUCUGACUGUCUUCCCUCAAAUGAUCAGAUGUUAGAGUUCAGAGUAUUCAACAUAGCUAAUGGAACUCAGCCUCUCAGAGGACGUCUGCCAUUAACUCCCGGUUCACAUCUAACAUGGUUUGGGUUUAGUGAAGAAGGCCAAUUAAGUUCCUAUGAUUCUAAGGGCAUGCUGAGAGUGUUUACCAGCCAAUAUGGUGGCAGUUGGCUUCCACUCUUCAGUGCUAGUAAAGAGAAGUCAGAUGAAAACUAUUGGGUGGUCGGGUUGAGUGCAAGCAAGCUGUUUUGUAUUGUUUGCAAAAGUCCAUACUUAUUCCCGCAGGUGAUGCCCAAACCAGUCCUCACUCUGAUGAAUCUUUCAUUUCCUCUUGCAUCGUCUGACCUUGCAGCAGAAGCCCUUGAAAAUGAAUUUAUACUGAAUAACAUGCAUCUCUUACAGAUUCAAAAGAGAAUAGAAGAAAUGGCUGGUGCUGGUUUGGAGACCAUUUCACUUGAUGACGAGGCUUUUACUAUGGAAGCAGCUCAAGAUAGAUGCAUCUUGAGGCUUAUUGCAUCCUGCUGCAAUGGUGAUAAGCUUGUGAGGGCUACUGAACUCGUGAAGCUUUUAUCAAUGGAAAAAUCUGUGAAGGGUGCAAUCAAGCUUGUUACUGCACUGAAGCUUCCUUACUUGGCCGAACGGUUCAACAGUGAAUUGGAGAAAAGACUGCUUGAUGAAAAUCAAGGGACUAAGCAAACUAUUCUCCCAAACUCAAGGGGUAAUGCACCUAUCAUGGCUGAUGUUGCACUCAGCAAGACCUUUACUUCUCCUGAAACAAAGGAAAUAUCAGGAACUGUAAUUCCAUUGGCAUCACCAAAAUUGACUGCUCCUCUGUUUACAAAGAAGAACAAAUCACAAGAGGGAACUAAAUUUGGAAUAAAGAAAACUGAGCAAAACCAAACUCUUGUGCCAGAUGGAAGAAAAGAAGAUGGAGAUAAAAAUUGCAGGGAAGGUGAGGAAGAUAGGGGAAAUGUCUCAGGUACAAUCAAAUCAUCCAUUGCAUUUAUGAAGUCAUCAGACAAGCAGGAGGUAAAGAGAGUAGAGGAGAAUCAAGUACAAUCUCAUCGCCCAUCUAAUCCGUUUCUAAAGUCUUCUAUCAGGUGAAGUCCUUUCUGUUUAUCCUUCCAACUGACCACAGGAAGACUGCAGGCACGGGUAAAGGAUAAAGAUUGAACCAUGGUAGAUGGCUAAACCCCCGUGGCCCAGUCCAGCAUUUGUCAACAUGCAUGGAGGAAAAUCUUUGGUGUGCUUUUCUGAGGCGCUGUAACAUGGAGUAGCAUGGAUUAUGUUCUGAAAUUAUGCAUUUGGGAGAUAUAGGGGAUUCAUUCUUGUCCUUCUCAAUGCGUGGCUUAAUUGCAUUAUUGCAAGCAAGAA
This is a messenger RNA of Alnus glutinosa, 3423 nucleotides long. RefSeq names its product protein ENHANCER OF LHP1 1. Bases 247 to 3153 code for a protein of 968 amino acids. Gene Ontology annotation, molecular function: protein binding; chromatin binding. Gene Ontology annotation, cellular component: nuclear replication fork. The transcript has 12 exons. The record is from RefSeq and is a predicted model, not a curated record. Lineage: Eukaryota; Viridiplantae; Streptophyta; Magnoliopsida; Fagales; Betulaceae. Gene Ontology annotation, biological process: DNA repair; mitotic cell cycle; DNA-templated DNA replication.